AUGGAUUCUGUUAAUACUAGAGAGGCAGCUUUGGAAUUGAAGAUGAGUGUGGAUAGGGUUGCGCUGGAAACUUCAAGAAUUUCAAGUCUUGCCUCCCUCUUUGCCAACACCAAUGUUGAUGCCAUCGACAACCCGUUGAGCUCUAGCAGUGAAAAGGAAUUUGACUUGCCCACCAUUGAGUAUUCUUUGUUGCUAUUUACUGCCAGCACGGUUACUUAUGGUAUUGCUGUGCUGGGGUCUUUUAUAGGCAUCCUGGAAGUGCCUGUCCACAAAGGACAGCAUCAGGCACUUGUAUGCACUUCUCUUAUCCAAAGCAUAUAA
Dovyalis caffra is the source of this 321-nucleotide messenger RNA. The record is from the annotation of a GenBank genome assembly. Lineage: Eukaryota; Viridiplantae; Streptophyta; Magnoliopsida; Malpighiales; Salicaceae.